AUGAAAAAGGUACCCGCAGGCGCCAUAAUACCCUCCAACCUCCCGUCGGCGCUCCCCACACCACUGUUCACCUUUCCAUCGGUCACGCAAUUCCUCAUACCCACACAACAGUUCUGCGACCGCCUACUCACUUUCUGCAUCAACCACAACCGCGUCAUCGGAUACCCGGUUUGCAUAAGAGAAGGGAAAUACAGUAGGAAUGAGUUCAUCUUCAAUUUCGCAAUCGUGAUAGGCGAAAAUGAGCGCGACUGGGCGUGCUACGGCGAAGUCGUGAGGAAGCUGGGACGCUUGUUGAGAGGCCUAGAAGAACAGGGCGGAUUCUUGUCCAGAGAAGAGGAGGGCGUUUGGGAAGAUGAAGGAGGAAACGUUGGGUUCGGGCACGACGAUGGCGUCGGCGGAUUUGGAAUAGGUGGUGGCAGCAAGGUGUAUGCGCUGUGUGAGAUGGUGCUUGAGGAUUUAAAUAACUACGCGGAGUGCAUGAUACCAAUCGAUGACUCGAAUACGAUCAACCUAAAGCUAUUCCCUACGCGACCGCCUCCUCCACCUAUCCUCGCGCAUCAAGUGCCCUUGCUCACCAUAUCUCUGUCAAGUCUCCAGCAACCCGUAUCCUCGGACCUCACUCUCAAUCGCAUACUACCAUACAUAAACGGUAUCAACUCGAUAGCCCAUAUAGCGCAACUGGCUGAUACCGAUCUCUCGUUGACAAGACGAGCCAUUCAACAUUUGGUGUAUUAUGGAUGUUUGAUACUACUGGAUAUCUUCAGCUUCAGCGCCAUAUAUGCGCCAACAGCAGAGAUUGGUGAUUUCAUAAUGGAUGCAGAGGUUAAAGAGGAGUGUAUGCGAUACGUCAGCGUACCGAGAAUGAGACUUGGUUCGAACGCAAAAACAGCUCGGAUGGAUAGCGAAGUUUCAGAGAAGAGUAGGGACGAGCGUAGUUCGACCUCGUCUUUGUCAUCACAGCAAAGCGAGACUGUCGGAUCUACGCUUAGGGUCUCAGAGUUCGAUAGCCACAUCGCCGCUCAAAAGAAGGAAGAGGAGGAAGAGAAUGUAUGGCAGACGAGCCAUGAGACGUUGAUAACGCUAUACACAUCGCUGCGACAAGGUCUCACUUUGAAGAACUGGGUGCUGGAGAAUCUGGAUCUUCUCACUGGCAUCGACGUACGCCGCUUCAUAACCUUCGGCAUCAUCAAGGGUUUCCUCUACCGUGUGCACAAGUACGCGAUAGCGACCUCAACGACCCUACCACCCGCACCACCAACGAGUCUGCAAACAAGUGCCGCGACAUCUCUCGCAAACCCCCGCGACUCAGACACCACUACAAUUCGCGGCAACGAACGAGUACACCAUUCCUCCCAGCCAAGUAUUCAGACCCACGGUCACCACACUUCCCAAGCCAAUAUCCACACACAUCAUCCAUCCUUCUCGAUUCACAGACCGAGCGUUGCCUCCGCGAUGCCUGCAAACCACAAUCAUCUUCAACAACAGAACCCCCAACAUCUCAGUGUUUCGAAGGGUGAAGAACACCAAACCCUCGAGGGCUUGGUGAGCGAUAGGGAUAAGAGCGGGAGCGGGCUUCCUCUACUGAGAUUUCUAGAUGGCAUGCACUGCUUCGAUGAGAUUUGUACGGAAUUGGGACUACCCGAACGUGUUGUUGAGGGAAAGGUACGGGGUAUGGGUGAAGGCGCUGGAGUUGUUGUUCAUCGAUGA
This is a messenger RNA of Alternaria metachromatica, 1707 nucleotides long. RefSeq lists its product as uncharacterized. The record is from RefSeq and is a predicted model, not a curated record. Bases 1 to 1707 code for a protein of 568 amino acids. Gene Ontology annotation, biological process: negative regulation of TORC1 signaling; positive regulation of autophagy. Gene Ontology annotation, molecular function: GTPase activator activity. Lineage: Eukaryota; Fungi; Ascomycota; Dothideomycetes; Pleosporales; Pleosporaceae. The transcript is spliced from 3 exons. Gene Ontology annotation, cellular component: vacuolar membrane; GATOR1 complex.